GUGGGGAUCCGGUUAAAAUGGCGGACCCAGGAAUUUUUUUUAAUCACAUCCCUUGACCCUUGACCCUCAGAAAGUAGUGUGCAUCUUGAUGUAAACAAACAGACAUAUAUAUAUAUAUAUGUUUUUGAGCUCAAUGAGUUUGUUGAAUUUUGAGCAGAUCCGGACAAAAAUCAGGAUAUGGUGGAAGAAAAUGUUUGGCUUUGGCUGAGGUAUGCGUUCUACCGAGUGCGAUUCUAGUGGAUGCUGUUUUCCAUCCAUCCUGUGGAGGGCAGUGGAGGGCAAUACACAAAGAAGUGUGAACACUAGUAGAAGAAGAAGUAGAAGAAGAAGAAGAAGAAGUGGUAGUAGUAGAAGAAGAAGAAGAGAUAGAAACCAAUGGAACUGACUGUCACUUUAUUGGUGUUCUGUGGCUGUCAGCGAACUAAAAGCUAAUUUAAUCACAAAUAUUAACGUGUAUGUGUCCCGUUAGUAGUGGACAAUGUCUACCCGGGCUCUGCGAAGGCUCCGAGGGAAGCAGCGGGGCCAGGAGGCCUUGGACCUCGGGAAUCUAACUUUGGAUGACAGCCCGGUGGAGCAGGCUGAGGGUGAGGAGGAGCAGCUGGACGUGGCUAAUGUUUCUCACCCACCAGCAGACAGGAAAGAGAGCAGCCGAAAGGCAAAGAAAAACAAAGCUCAGAAAAACUUCAGCAACAUUUAUGAACUGAUAUGUGAUGUUGACAAUGAGGCAGAGAAAAUCUCACCUGAUGAAGAGGCAGAGAAACCAGAUGGAAAUAAAACAAGUGGCACAGAAAAGAAUGACAACAGAGAUUUUGACAAACCAGACCAAAAGCAGCAGGACACUUCUACGAAGUCUUCAUCUGGAGACGGAGCUAAAAAGAAGAAGAAAAAGAAGAAGACAAAAGUAACAUCAGUGGAUGGACCGGCUGCACCAGAUGAUAACAUUGAUAUACUGCUGGAGAAUUUGGAGCAGCCAAAUGGUCUGAGUUUGCAAAAUGAAGAUUGUGGAGGCGCCGACAGACGAUCUGUUCUACAUGUGGAGCACAGGAAUCUCAACCCAGAGACGGAGUUGAAGAGAUACUUUGGGGCUCGAGCUGUUCUUGGGGAUCAAAGACCCCGACAGAGAAAUAGACAGUUUCACCGUAGCACCUGGAUGACCUAUCCCAAAGACAGCUGGCCUCGCUUCAGCCGCCCAGGUAGCCUUUUCCUUACAUGUGAUUUUAUACUAUGCUUUGUUGCAUUAUCCACAUCACUCUUCAUACAGUUAAACUGUAUGUCUUUGUCCAUCCCUGUCAAUUUGACCAUUGUCUCUUUUUUUCUCCAGGCCUUGCUACAACUUAACCCUUACCACAUCGACUCCUUGCUGCAGCUUUCUGAUGUGUGCCGCAUACAGGAGGAUCAGGAGAUGGCCAGGGAUCUCAUCGAAAGGGCCUUGUACAGCUUUGAGUGCGCCUUUCACCCUCUAUUCAGCCUGACCUCAGGUACCAGCAGACUUGAUUAUCUGAGACCAGAAAACAGGGCUUUUUAUCUUGCUCUUUAUAAGCACAUGAUGUUCCUGGAGAAGAGAGGAUGUCCACGGACGGCUUUGGAGUACUGCAAACUCAUCCUGAGUUUGGACCCAGAUGCUGACCCACUUUGCAUGCUCCUCCUCAUUGAUUUCCUGAUGCUGCGUACCAGAGAGUACCAGUCUCUCCUUCAGUUAUAUCAGGACUGGGAGGAGCACAGAAAUCUGUCCCAGCUGCCAAACUUUGCGUUUUCCACUGCGCUUUGUCAUUUCCAUCUCAGUCAGCAGGAAGACAUGGAUCCUGAAGAAAGUGACAAACAAAGACACAAAGCUGACCAGAUGCUGCAGGAUGCUCUCAUCAUGUUCCCUGGAGUCUUGAUGCCUCUACUGGAUCUGUGCACUGUGCAGCCAGAUGCUACUGUCACCUCACAUGCCUUCUUUGGCCCCAAGAGUCAGAUAGGGCAGCCCCCAGCUCUGGCUGAACUGACAGCUCUGUAUGUGGGGAGGACUUACAAUGUGUGGAGGGAGGCACCAGUAAUGCUUUGGUUGGAAGAGUCUGUGAAAGAAGUGCUGCGUCGAGUUGAUGCCAAAGACCCUUUAGUGGAGGAUUGCCAAAACAAGAGAAAGCAGAGGUACCAGAGUGCACCGAGGAACAUCCAUCGCCACGUCCUCCUCUCUGAGAUCAAGGAGGCCACCUCAAGUUUGCCUCUAGAGGUGACCACUCAGCCUGUGAUGGGCUUUGACCCUCUACCUCCACUGGACUCAGUUAUAUCGUAUACCCGACCAGAGAGGCAGCAUGUUGGUGCAUCCAAUGAGAGUACAUUGUCGCUGUUUUUCCGGUCGUUGCUGCCAAAUUUCAACCUUCAGGGUGGACCGAGGCAGGAGGAUGAUAUGGAAGUGGCGCGAGCCGGUCAGGAGCUGAACCAGGAAGUGAAUCGUCUUAUGGUGGCAAUGAGGGACAUGCUGGCAAACAUCAGGUUUCAAGAGCCACCAAGAGAGGACAACCCCUACAGAGAUGAGGAGGAAUGGGACUGAGAGGAGAGAGACAGGGUGAAUAACAAGUGUUGAGGAGGAUGAAGAGGAACCAAGAAGACAAAGAAACUUUCAAAAAUGAAUGUCGUUAAGAAAAAUGAAAAUAUUUAAUGGAGGUUAAUAAGAAAUGGAGAAGGACAAAUAUUUUUAAUUGUUACAUUUUCAGAUUACAAACGUGAAAGAAACAGAGGACUUGAUGUCUGGAGCCUGUCCACUUCUCUGCCUUAGUGGCAUUGAUGAAACAAAAAGGAAAAUUACUCAGGGGCAAUUCAGUGAGAGCUUGGGGAACCUUUUUGUCAGAGGCAGAAAACAGAUUGGUUAGUUGAACCUGUCAUGUCACUAAAGUUGACAGUGUUAUUUACAAUAAUUAAACAAUUCCAUCAUCUCCAGUCGUUGUUAGUUGAGUAGCACCUACACUUAAUCGGUGCUACUCUUCUUCGUAUAGUUUCUGGCUUCCAAAGAGUUUUUCAUGCUCAUAAAAGUUUUUGUUCUUAUGCUGAGUGGACGAUCUGUUUCACAAAUUCCAAAUUUUGCCUUGCAGCACUUAAACAGGUUUUUUUUUGGUUUUUUUUUAUAGCCACAGAAUCAGAAAGAAAGUCAUUCUUCUCAUUGACUAAAGAGACACGCUCCUGUGUUAAGAUACUUCAUUGGGAAAUCUUUUUUGCUGCAGGAAUGGAAUUUCAAGGCUAAUUGAUAAUAACGAACACCUUUGUUGCUCUAUUUGAAUAUGGAAACAUUUCAAACAAACAAGCAUUUUUGAGGGGAUCCUGUGACCAUAAUCAUCUUGUACAGACUUUACUCUGAUGUAAAAAACAUAUACAUAUAUGUAUAUAUCGGUAAAGUUUUAGAAUGCCUCAAUUUUUCCAGUUGUUGCUGUUGAAAUUUAUAUAGUGCAAUGUCUUUGUUUCUGAAUUGACUCAUUCAGCAGCAGAACACCCUAGUGUCAUUCUUUCUACAAUGGAGAUGAAACAUUGUUUAGAAAGUUCAUCCCAACAGAAAUUCCCACGAAUGUGUUGCACUUGUAUUUCGCUUUGCUUUCACCUUCUGUCCAGUUCAUCCCAAACCAGCUCCAUGAGGUUUAAGUCUGGAGACUGUGCUGCUCUUGCAUUAUGUGAAGCCUCCAACUUCUUCUUUUCUUGUAUAUUGCUAUCACCAUUCUGACAGCAGUAUACAGAACUGCUUCCUGCAGUACAGUAUUGUCCAGAUAAUACAUCAGAGGGAGUAGCGACACAAUUUGCUCCAACACUAUCUUUGUUUUGACGGUUUGUAAGUCAUCAACACAAGUUGAGGCACCUGUAGGAAUUGUUUGCAUUAACUUUCAAGGCUUCAUUUAGUUCCACUGCUGCAGCAAAGUUGUUAAUUAACCAACUUCUUAAUCCCUGAAAAACCAGUAUUCUAUGAAAUUUACAUGAUUUUUCAAUUUUUGGUGAACUAAACUCCUUUUUACCUUGGGUGGCUCACCACUUACCAUGAUGCCAUUCAUUCACAGGACUUAAACUGCAGAAAUUUCAAGAAAAACUAGAAAAUUGGGGGUGCUCUAAAACUUUUGCCCGGUAGUGUACUGUAUAUGUCAGGUGAAGAAAAAUUAAGUUAAGAAAUCAAUGUAUGUGAAACUCUGUAUUCACUCCCCAGACCUCUGUGACUUCUUACUAAAUAAUUGUCUAGUGAAGUUCCAAAAUAUGGCAUGGGACUCCAAAACAGGCGAAAACAAACAUUAGGUUAAACAGGCGAUGAAACACAUUAAUUAUUUGACUACUAUUUAUUAUAUUUUAGAAAAGUUAAUACAAGUUCAGUCAUUCCUGACAGGGCAAAUAAUUACAAACAAAUCUGAGUGAGAUUCUGUUGGGACUGAUAACCUGCUUCUCCUGUGACUCGUGGAAGCUCAGUUGACAUGUUAUUCUGAAGCCUUCAUGAUUAAUUCAGAUUUCAUUUUCAGUAUACAUGAUUUUGAAUUUUAGCCUUGUCUGCUGCUAAUUUGAGCAUUUACUGAAUCCAGACUAUGACAAUGCUGGGAAUCUGUUCUUUGGUCUUAAUUAAAAAGAAAUACUUUGAUUCAUCGGCUACUUUUAUGACAUUUGUCACAUAACCUUUUUGCAUUUCAUUUUCUUGGGCAUCCAGUCUGUUUUUUUAUUCCUGUAUGAUAUUAAUAAUAAUGAUAAUGAUAAUGACGUUUUUUUAUAUAGCACUUAUCAGAAUUGGGGACUACAAAGUGCUUUGCAACAAUCAAACAAAACAAACAAACAUGCAGACACAUUCCUUAAAAUUGAGGGAAUAAGGUAAAGAAAAUACAUUUUCAGAAUACAAUACAGAAUACAACAAUGCAAAUAAAAACAUAAAUAAACCAUAUCAUUGCUGCAGGA
Messenger RNA from Seriola aureovittata, 4893 nucleotides. It is a transcript of the gene tcf25, whose product is annotated as transcription factor 25 (basic helix-loop-helix). NCBI's taxonomy places the organism in Eukaryota, Metazoa, Chordata, Actinopteri, Carangiformes, Carangidae. The transcript is spliced from 17 exons. Bases 479 to 2536 code for a protein of 685 amino acids. The record is from RefSeq and is a predicted model, not a curated record. Gene Ontology annotation, molecular function: protein binding. Gene Ontology annotation, cellular component: RQC complex.